GCAGAGUAUCGUCAUAACACAACUCUCAAGUGUUUAGAACAGCUUGAAACCUACCCAUCUCUUCUUCACCAUGUUGUUCCGUGCUCUACUCCUGAUCUCUCUGGCGGCGAUGGCGGCGCAGGCCUACGACCUGAGCGUGGGGAGCCGCGGCCGGGUGGCCUACUCCGAGAACGUGUCGCUCGCCAAGAUCCCGCUCACCGUGCGGGAGAAGACCGUCUCCUGGAGCAGCCCCAACAACCAGCCCAUCAGGGGUGUGUUCGCCAUCGACCAGCAGCUGGGCUCGAAGGCGCGGCCGUCCAUCUCGGCGGGCGGGCUCGGCUUCCCCUACGUCACGCUGCGCCUCAAGGGCGAGCGCGGGGAGAAACUCGCCUACAAAGUCGAAGUCCACGUCUAAACGUCACAC
Plutella xylostella (diamondback moth) is the source of this 403-nucleotide messenger RNA. RefSeq lists its product as uncharacterized. The record is from RefSeq and is a predicted model, not a curated record. Lineage: Eukaryota; Metazoa; Arthropoda; Insecta; Lepidoptera; Plutellidae.